Molecule: messenger RNA, 16553 nt
Organism: Rhizophagus irregularis DAOM 181602=DAOM 197198
Lineage: Eukaryota; Fungi; Glomeromycota; Glomeromycetes; Glomerales; Glomeraceae
Biological process (GO): ribosomal large subunit export from nucleus; ribosomal large subunit assembly
Cellular component (GO): nucleus; preribosome, large subunit precursor
Molecular function (GO): ATP binding; ATP hydrolysis activity
Source: RefSeq, a predicted model, not a curated record
GAUUAUCGAAGGUUAAAUUAUUUCAGUCAUCGACAUUUAUUUAAUUAUGGCUUCUAAAGAAGUAAUGUUAACAAAUAAUCCUAUGGACAUAGAUACUGAAGAAGAAAAGUAUACGAUGCAUGAAAUCUGCUUAUAUGAUCCUUUAAGCAUAAAUAUGAAAGUUGCCUGUCAAAAAUUAUUAUCAAAAAUUGAACAAAUCAAUCAACAAAAUUCUUCAUUUUCUUCAAUUAUUUCAGAAGGACAAUACGAGAUUUUGAAUUCUUAUAUAAUAAAUGAUAAUAAGAAUGAAAUUAAUAAUACUAAAAAAUUAUUAGAUUGUAUAUCAAAUUUACUUCUAAUUCCAUCAUUAACUCUUAAUAUAGCUAAUUUAUUUCGUCCAAUUUUAAUCGAUCUUGUUUCGCGUUGGUUAUUAUCAAACAAUAAUGAUACUAUGGAAGUUGAUUAUGAUGUGAUGUCUAAAGUUGAAAAAGUUGCUAAUGCAUUUAGUUUAUUACUUCCAAUUGAACCCCAGCUUUUAAGUUUUGCGGUUACAUUUUUUUCACAAACAUCCUCAUUGCUAGAGAGACUCAAUUUAUUAAAUCAAGAAGAUAUAAGCAAUGAAAAUUCCCAAGAUUUGCAACGACUUUUAUUAACAGCUUAUCGACUUUUAAGAUUUUCUGGGAGCACUUUUAUAAAAUUGUGGAAUUGGUCACCACUUUUUCAAUUGUUGAUUCAUGUUAAUAUAGCCAUACGAUAUUUAACAGUUUUGUGUUUAAGUAUUGUAUUUAAUAUGAGUGAUGAACAAAGAGAAAGUGCGUUUCAUUAUUGGGUUGGUGCAGAUAAUGAGAUGAUCUCAAUUGAAUGGGAGAAUGGGAAUACACAAGACAUUGGAAUGUUGUCACUUUUGGAACAAGUAUCUCUUGCAAAACAACAAUUAAAACUUUUACAAAAUGAUUUUAUAGAUCAAAAUUCUUCUGAACUUUUUCAAAUUAGUGAAUUAGACUUGUCUCCAUUGAUAGUCAAUAUUUCUGGAGUAUUAUUACCAAAAUCAUUUACUUGUUCAGAGAAAUCUUUCGUAUCAAACAAGCAAAAACUUGUUUUGACAGAUACAACUAAAAAUAAUUUAUAUUCCAUAUGUUUGGCAAUUUCAAUGGGCUCACCAGUUUUGCUUGAAGGUAUUAUUGGAGCAGGUAAAACUGCCUUGGUUGAAGAAAUUGCAAGAGUAACUGGGCGUGAUGACCUUGUGAAAAUUCACUUAGGAGAUCAAACAGAUUCUAAAGUUCUUUUAGGUACUUACGUUUCUACAUCCACUCCUGCUUCAUUUCGUUGGCAACCCGGUGUCCUCACAACUGCAGUUCGUGAUGGACGGUGGGUUUUAAUUGAGGAUAUAGAUCUUGCACCUAUGGAAGUUAUAUCAAUUUUACUCUCUUUGCUUGAAACGCGUCAGCUUUUUAUUUCUAGUAGGGGUGAAAAAAUUGACGCGAAGCAAGGAUUUCAAUUAUUCGCAACAAAAAGCUUGUUGCCGAUUGAUGGAGGAAGAAGAUCAGUACAUCAACGUGUAAAUGACUCGAACUUUGGGGAAACUUUGUGGACUCGGAUAAAAGUCAGCCCGUUAAGUGUUGAUGAACUUACUUGUGUUGUCAGAGAUCGUUUCGUUGUUUUACAAGAAUUAGUGCCAGAUAUUAUGAAUGUGUUUAAUACUAUAAUAGCGAUUCACCAUGAUUCAACAUUUUUAUCGAAUUCAGGUCGAUAUAUUUCGACACGUGAUUUAAUGAAAUGGUGUGAGAGAAUGAGGGUUCUUUUAUGCUCAAGAAAUAAUAUAAUCACAACCCAGGGAAUAACACAAGAUAUAAGAGAAGAUUUGUUUAAAGAGGCGGCUGAUUGUUUUUGCUCAAUGAUUUCCGAUUAUGAAAGUUGGAUUGCGAUUUUGGAAAAGAUUGGUGAUGCGCUGCAAAUAUCAAAGGAAUGGGUUCACUUGUAUGUGAAUUCAUAUUUACCUGAAAUGAAAAUUGAUGAUAAAAUAAUAUCUAUUGGAAGGGUUAAUUUAGUUCUAUCAGAUCGGAAAGAAGAUAUAACUAGACCAAUACGAAAGAGACCUUUUGCUGUUACCGGUCAUGCUUUGAGAUUAUUGGAACAAAUUGCUGUGUGUGUCCAUUUAUGCGAGCCUGUAUUAUUAGUUGGUGAAACUGGUACAGGUAAAACGACAGUGAUCCAACAUCUUGCAAAAAUUAUGCAUCAAAAUCUUGUGGUUGUGAAUUUAUCACAACAAAGUGACAGUAGUGAUCUUCUCGGCGGGUUCAAACCUGUUGAUGCUAAAAUUCUUGCAAGUCCACUUAAAGAGGAAUUUGAUAAACUUUUUGAAAAAACUUUUUCUAUUCGACGAAAUGUGCGGUUCUUGGAAACUGUUCGAAAAGUAUAUAUUGCAAGAAAAUUUGAUAAGUUUGUGUCUCUUAUGAAACAGGCUAUUAAAAUGGCGGGACAAAAAUUCGAUGAAGAUUAUAACCAUGAUAUGGAUGAUCAAGAUAGUAAUUCGUUGCAAAAACAUUCUUCUCGAAAGUCUUCAAACCCCGAAUUACGGAAUCGCUGGAAAUUAUUCGAAAACUCUAUUAUAGAGUUUGAAAGUCAACAGGAUCAAAUACGUAAUAAAUUCGUUUUUAGUUUUGUAGAAGGUUCGUUGGUAAAAGCUGUGACAAAAGGCGAUUGGAUACUUUUAGAUGAAAUUAAUUUGGCAUCUACAGAGACAUUGGAAUGCUUGAGUGGCUUGCUUCAGGAUUCUCAAGGAUCUUUAUUAUUAACAGAAAAAGGUGAUAUUGAACCAGUUAAAAGACAUCCAAAUUUUCGUGUCUUUGCCUGUAUGAAUCCUGCUACUGAUGUGGGUAAGCGAGAUUUACCUCCAGGAUUAAGAAAUCGAUUUACCGAGUUUUAUGUUCAUUCACCUGAUAAAAGACGAGAUGAUUUAUUAACUAUAGUCAAACAAUAUUUAGCUGGUUGCGUUCACGGUGAUGAACAUGCUUGUACCGAUAUUGUAGAAUUUUAUAUAGCUGUCAAAGAAUUACAACAGCGACAUAUAAUUGCUGAUGGUGCAAAUCAAAGAUUUCAUUUUAGUAUAAGGACGCUAACUCGUGCAUUAAGUUAUGUAGUGCAAAUAACACCAUCUUAUGGAUUAAGACGUUCUAUGUAUGAGGGAUUUUGUAUGACCUUUUUAACACAAUCAAAUAAAGAAAGUGAAAUUUUGUUGAGGGGUUUAGUAGAGAAAUUUUUGCUAAAUGGUGUCAAAAAUCCUAAAAAUUUAAUAACACAAAUUCCUAAACAGCCUUUAAAUGGUAAUUACAUCCAAUUUGGAUACUUCUGGCUCGAAUUAGGAGAUUAUCCUGAACAUAUGCCCCAUUAUAUUUUAACGUCAUCUGUUAAAAAGAACUUGGACAAUCUUUCAAGAGUUGUAAUGAGUGGGAAAUAUCCUGUCUUAAUUCAAGGUCAUACAUCUGCUGGUAAAACAAGCAUGAUUCAGUAUUUAGCCAAACGUUCUGGGCAUCGCUUUGUGAGAAUCAACAAUCAUGAACAUACCGACAUUCAAGAAUAUCUUGGAACUUAUGUUUCUAAUUCUGAAGGAAAACUAGAAUUUCAAGAAGGUGUAUUGGUUGAAGCAUUAAAGAAAGGAUAUUGGAUUGUGUUAGAUGAAUUGAAUUUGGCACCAACAGAUGUUUUGGAAGCUUUAAAUAGGUUAUUAGAUGAUAAUAGAGAGUUGUUGAUUCCAGAAACUCAAGAAAUUGUUAAACCUCACAAAGGUUUUAUGUUAUUUGCAACUCAGAAUCCUCCCGGUUUAUAUGGAGGUCGCAAAGUACUUUCCCGUGCUUUUCGUAAUAGAUUUUUAGAACUACAUUUUGAUGAUAUACCGGAGGAUGAAUUAGAAGUUAUUCUUUCAGAGAGAUGUGAAAUUGCUCCAUCUUAUUGUAAACGACUUGUACAAGUUUACAAGUAUUUAAUGGAAAGAAGACAAGGAACAAGAAUUUUUGAACAAAAGCACGGAUAUAUUACGUUGAGAGAUUUAUUCCGCUGGGCAGAGAGAGGUGCCAUAGGAUAUCAGGAAUUAGCAGAGCAAGGAUAUAUGUUAUUAGCCGAGAGAAUAAGGAAACCUGAUGAAAAAUUGAUCGUAAAACAAGUUUUGGAAUCAGUUAUGAAAGUAACAAUCGAUGAGCAAAAAAUGUAUGACUGUUCAAAUAUGGAUGAGUUUAAAAAAUACAUAUCCUUGAGACAUGGCAAAACGGAUAUUGUUUGGACUAAGGCUAUGAAACGUUUAUUUACUUUAGUUACUCAAUGCUUAAAAUUUAAUGAACCGAUUUUAUUGAUUGGCGAAACCGGCUGUGGGAAAACAACAAUAUGUCAAAUGUUGGCAGAAAUAAAGGAAAAAGAAUUACAUAUUGUUAAUUGUCAUCAUAGUACUGAGACAGCUGAUCUGCUUGGCGGCCAAAGGCCAUUAAGAAAUAAGGGAAAUCUAAAUAAUGAUCUUAAACGCGAUCUAAUCGACUUUUUAAGAAAAUAUGCUCCUCAAGAAAACAUAUGUUUAGAAGAGAUAGAUCUGAGUCAGUUGAUCACUCUAUUCCAAGAUUUUUGUAAGGAUGAGAAGUGGAAUACAUCCCCAACAGUAUCUGAUGAAAAUAUCACUGACUUAGUAACAUCAUUACGUUUAAGAUGUAAGCAAGCUCGCACAUUGUUUGAAUGGCAUGAUGGUCCAUUAGUUCAAGCCAUGAAGCAUGGCAAUUUCUUUUUACUUGAUGAGAUAUCCUUAGCAGAUGAUUCAGUUAUCGAGCGCCUUAAUAGUGUCCUUGAACCAAGUAGGACUUUAGUGCUAGCAGAAAAAAGUGGAAAACAUGUCGAGGAAUUAGUUGCGAAAAAUGGAUUCCAGUUCUUAGCAACUAUGAAUCCUGGAGGUGAUUAUGGUAAAAAGGAACUGUCACCAGCAUUGAGGAAUCGAUUUACAGAAAUUUGGGUUCCAUCUGUUACAGAUCAUGAAGAUUUAUUACACAUAAUUGAAGAACAAUUUUCACAUGAUAGUUUAGCAGGAUAUGGUCACAAAAUUCUUGAUUUUAUAGAGUGGUUUUCACGCUCAUUGAACAAUAAUCGUACCAUCAUUAGUUUGCGAGAUAUUUUAUCAUGGGUUUCAUUUAUGAACUCCACAGUAGAACAAUUGGGACCGCAUGAAUCUUUUGUUAAUGGAGGAAGUCUUGUAUUUUUGGAUGGUCUUGGUUCCAACGGUGCAUCGGGGUCAUUGUUAUCCGGACAAGUGUUGAAGGAAUUUAGAAUGAGAUGUCUCGCAAAAUUAUUGGAAUUGGAGGGUGAUGUUAAACAAGAUAAUGUUUUUAGCCAAAGCUUUACCAAUGAAAAUGAAAAAAUUCAUUAUACAGAAUCAUUAUUCGGAAUCCACCCAUUCUAUAUACCUAAAGGAACAUUUGGCAAUUAUCAAAUUACUUUUACUUUGCAAGCGCCAACGACAUUGGAUAAUGCAAUGCGUGUACUUCGAGCUAUGCAAUUAAAAAAACCAAUAUUAUUAGAAGGAAGUCCUGGAGUAGGAAAAACAAGUUUAAUUACAGCAUUGGCCGCAGCAUCUGGACAUAAGCUUAUUCGAAUCAAUUUAUCCGAACAAACGGAUUUAAUGGACUUAUUUGGUUCUGACCUUCCCGUAGAAGGUGGUAGUAAUUGUGAAUUUGCAUGGCGCGAUGCACCAUUUCUUCAGGCAAUGAAAUCUGGUGACUGGGUUCUCUUAGAUGAAUUGAAUCUUGCUUCUCAGUCGGUUUUAGAAGGUCUCAACUCAUGUUUAGAUCAUCGCUGUGCUGUAUAUAUACCCGAAUUAAAUAAGGAAUUCUUUUGUUCUAAUGAAUUUCGUGUUUUCGGUGCUCAGAAUCCUAUACAUCAAGGUGGAGGAAGAAAAGGACUUCCAAGAUCCUUUAUCAAUCGAUUCACACAAGUUUAUAUAGAACAACUUACUAAAACAGAUAUGCUUUUCAUUACUAAAUGUCUUUUCCCUCAAAUUGAAGAUUCAUUAUUGGAGAAAAUUAUAGAAUUUAACGACCGAAUGUACGAAGAUACAAUGAUUAAAUGCUUAUUUGGUAGAAAGGGUUGUCCCUGGGAAUUUAACUUACGCGAUGUUUUUCGUUGGUUAGAACUUUUAACCAAUGAUAGAGGUCUCGGAUUUAAUUCAAUUCCUGAUCAAUAUCUAGACCUAAUUUAUUUGCGGAGAAUGAGAACUAUCGAAGAUAGAAUUCACGCUAUUAAUUUAUUUAAUGAAAUUUUUGAUAAAAAUUAUCAACAACCAAAAAAUCCUUAUUAUCAUAUUAAUUCGCGUUAUAUUCAGAUCGGACAUUCUCUUCUUCAACGUCAAUCAAAUUGUGGAUAUAAAUAUAUAGAAAAUUCAUUUCAUAUUUUACAUUCUCAAUUGAGGCCUUUAGAAUCCCUAAUGAAAUGUGUAGAAUUCAAUUGGAUGGUAAUUCUUACCGGACAUGAAGCAACUGGGAAAACAAGUCUUGUUAGACUGUUGGCUAAUUUAACUGGUAAUCAUCUUGAGGAAUUUGCAAUGAAUAGCUCCGUUGAUACAAUUGAAUUACUUGGUGGAUUCGAACAAGUAGAUUUAGCUAGACAUCGACAAAUAGUUAUCGAUGAAUUAAGACGAUUAUCUAUUGAAGUGACAAAGAAAGUUCUUAUUGUUUCACAUUCGAGCAAUUUAUUUAAGGAUAAUGAUGCAUUACAAGUAUUGAAAAAACUUAAUGAUAUAUUAUUUACUUUGGAAAAUCAUAUUAAAUUUAGUAUCCAAAAUUCAACAACUAAUCGUUCUUCACUUCAGUUAGAUUAUACAGUGGUUGACCAAUUGUUAGAUAUUCUACAACAAACAAUGGCCAAGUAUAACUUGUGCUCGCUCUUUGAUAAUGAAAAAAGCAAUCUACUGGACAAAAUCACAACACUCAAAUUUCUCGAAAGUGGACCUAUUACUGGUCGGUUUGAGUGGAUUGAUGGGGUUCUUAUAAACGCACUCCAAAAUGGUCAUUGGUUGUUGAUUGAUAAUGCCAAUCUUUGUAAUCCAUCUGUAUUGGAUAGGCUUAACUCAUUGAUUGAACCAAAUGGAGUCUUGAUGAUUAACGAGAGAGGUCUUAUAGACGGUGACGUAAAAAUUAUUCAACCUCAUAAAAAUUUCAGGUUAUUUAUGACUACUGAUCCGAGAAAUGGUGAAUUAUCUAGAUCUAUGAGGAAUCGUGGCGUAGAAAUAGCCUUGUUGAAGACAGAACUUUUUGAAAAUCAACAAGAUAUUAUUAAAAUUGCAAACGGACUCGGACUUCGUGUCUCAGAACUUGUUUCUUUUACGAAUAAUCCUCAGUUUAGUAUAGAAGGAAAUUCUUGCAUGUUGUCUUUAAGACAAAAUAUGAGAGAAUAUAUCUUAUUUUCUCGAUUCAUUGUUGAGAUGCUUCAACGAGGCGAAGGACUACUACAGGCUUUACAUAAAGCUUUUCGACAAAUUUACUUCAUUGAUUGCGUACCGAAUGAAAUGAUGAAGUAUCUUCAAGAUUUUACAAAGAAAUUCAAUAUGGUCAAUGAAGAGAACUUAAUCUGUACCUUAUCUCCUACAUUUAAUGAGGGAAUUUUUAUUAAGGAGGAGGCAAGACUGUCUAUGGUCCAUCUUCAAGGAUCUUAUUUGAUAUACCUUUUAUUUAAAUAUGGGGUUUCUAAAUUAAACCAUAAUGACUUGUUGUCGUUUUCCUCAUUACAAGAAUUACUUGUAUCUUGUGAUUAUUUUAUUGAGAAUAUUUCUCUAGAUGAUGUUUCUUUGAGGAAUCGCUGGCUUGGCUUUGUUUCUUAUUUAAUUCGGUCAUUUAAUUUGGUGGGGAUUCAUGAGAUAAAUAUUUUAGAGUACAUCAAAUUCAUGAACGAUACCUUGAUUGGUCAUCCACUUGUUUCUCAUCUUAAUGAAAUUAAAAUUCAAUUAGCUAAACUAAUUGAUCUGAAUUUAUCUUAUAUAAUGUCUCAGCCUCUUGAUAUUACUAGCAAUUACCCUUUGGUUAUGUCAAUUACUCGCUUCGAAAAUAGGAAAUACAAUAGUGAUAAGGAUGAGACGAUAUAUAACUUAUGGAAUCAAUAUUCUCUCAAGAUUAAAGUGUUUAAUCUUAUGAAGAGACUGCAAAGACAAGAUUAUAUUGAAAAUUUAUCUUAUGAAAAGGCGACACGAAUAAAAGUAUCAAAGUUGACUUUAUCCCAACAGUCAUAUUGUUAUCAUCACGGUAGAAUAUCGGAUAACCAAUUAAGUCAUCUCGUUGUUGCAAAUUUUUUUCCAUUCUUACAAGAAUUUAAAAAUUUCGUAAAAUUAUGGAUUAAUCAAGGGAAUUACGAAAAAUCUGACAUUGUAUUAUUUGAUAAUUUACUUGAUUAUCAUGAGUUCUUAUGGGAAUUUCUGCAACAAAACUCGCUUGAUCUCGGUGAAUUAUAUGUUUGCACCAAAAUGGUUAAAAAAGCUCUGAGACACUUGAUUGAUAAAUUUAAAGAACACGCGAAAAAUUUGCUUAAUAUAUGUGAUAGCAUAACUGAGGACACAGUAUUAACGACAGGAAAAUUCAUGAACAUUUUGUGGAAACAUUUUCAUCAUAUAACACUUUCAAGAAUCGAUCUAUUUAAACUAAAAAACGAAUUAUCUGAAAUCAAUUUUAAUACGAACAUCGAAUGUCAAGAUAAUAAAAAAAUACAGUCACAUGAGAUAGAUGUAGAGUUGAAAGUAAUGUUGAUAGAUGCUGUUGCAACAUUGUAUUUUAUUGAUGAAAAUCAAAAUUUUGAAUCAACGGAUGAAUUGUUAAUUUCUAUACAAAAGAUUCCUCAGUAUAUUCGAAAAUAUUUACGAAGUACGCAGAAGCCCAUAAUUCAAAUUAAGCCUCUACCUUUAAUGGACUAUUUUAAUUUAAUUCAAGAGAUGCAAAUUAUUUCACAAUUGCAGUUAGCAGCUUCACAAGGAACCGAUUUGAACAAUGAAAAUUGUCGAGCGAUUCUUAAUCAAAUCUCAGAAUUUCGGGACUUUGCUUUAAAAAAUUGUUCCUGGUCUCCACUAGAUUUUGUUCCUUAUCAACAGCUUUUAUGGAUUUAUGGACCUGGAUCUAAAGUACCGGAUGACAAAGCCAGGGUCAUAUUCAACAAUAUUUUACAGGAUAUUAUAUAUGGAUGGCAUAAUAAACUAUGGAAUAAUAUGUUUAACAAUUUAUAUAUAAGUGAAAACAAUUUAAGCGCCAAUAUAUUUGUAGAGAAUACUACAGGGCCUGGGAGGAUAUUCCAAAGCGUUUUAAGCUUUUAUUAUUUUAAUUAUACUCGCCGAAUACAAUCUAUAUCUGUCGGUUCUUUUGACACUGAACUAGCACAACUUGUAGAAUAUGGAAAAUUUGCGGGAGGUGAUUCGCUAUUGAUUUAUAAAAUCAAUCGGAAAUGUUUAGACUUUAUAUUCCUCGUUCAACAAGUUAAACAAAUAUUUAUCCCAUUAAAGGAAAGAUUUUCACAAGAAAUUUUUCGUGGAAUUAAUGAAAAACUUGAUACUGUUAUUAACGUUGUUAAUUCUUUAUCGAAUAAUGGCGUCAUUAAUAAUGAUUCAUUAUCACCAUCGAUUGCUGUAGAAUCUCUUUACGUUGUGUCUAGUGGCUUGAAAGAAAUAGUUGAUCCCGCUUUGCGAGCUGUUUUAGAUCGAUGGAUUAUACCAUCAAUUCAUUUACUGGUUCAAGUAUUAGAAGAAUAUAAUCCGUUACAAUCGAAUGCGGAUGUUUAUCAGAAAAUAGGCAAAAUUUGGGUCUUUCUUUCUCUGGGUUUUAUUUCCUUAUACAUACCGAAUUAUCCACUUGAUCCAACAGCCGAAGCACGUUCAAGAUGUCAUUUUCUUCAACUUAAACAAUCUAGCUUAGAAAUUGAAAUUGAUAUUCGUACAAAAAUUGAACAAAGUUUCACUGGUGAAUGUGAUAAUCAUAAGAUAGAAGACUGUAAAAAAAGGUUAGAAGAAGUUAAAUUACUUAUCGGACGUACGUCGGUUAACUUAUCUUUAAGACCGGAACGAUCACAACUUAAUGAACUUUUUAAGCAUAUUCAUUAUAUUUGUAAUAAUGUUAUAGACGAACAACAUAUAUUUGGGUUAUUGAAUGAUUUUGAGAAUGGAAAUGAUUCAGCUGUUCUUCAACGGGAAAAUUUGUUUCAAGAAAAAAUAUUUCAGUUUAUUCAACGAAUGACAUCGAAUUAUCCCCUUUACCAAGAUUUACUGCAGCCAUUGUACGUCGCUCUCUUUCAAAUUAAAUAUGGAGUUCGAAUAAUAGCUUCUUCAUAUAAAAAUCUCGUUUCUACACGAGACAAAUUAAUAUAUAGUGUUAUAAAAUCUUUAGUAAACAUUACCAAGCUAGGAUGCUCCAAGAAAUGUAUUGAGGUUAUUACGGCACAAGAAUCAUAUGUAAUUGUCAAAGAUCUCAUUUUUUCUCAGCAAUCAAGACCAGAUAAAUGGGAUCAAUAUCUCAAAUAUCUUGUCGUUAUUUUGUAUUGCGUAUAUUAUCAUAUAUCAAAACGCGGGAAUAUUAUUUUCGAAGAUUUUAUCUCUAUUCAACGUAUCUUUGGUGAAAUAACUGAUAUCUAUGGCGCUGCCGAAGAGCAAAAAAACAAAAUUGCUCAAGAGAAUGAAAGUUUAUAUCGAAACAAGACAAAAUUAUACAAUAAAGUCAAUGAAGAACAAUAUUCUGAAUAUGAAUUUAAGCAAAUGUUUCCAGAUUUUAAUCACGAAUUCGCAGAUAUAAGUGAUGAUAUAGAAAUUAAUUCAAACAAAGAUUUUUCUCAAUUUGAGGAAAAUAUCUCAAUUCUGAGUGAGGAAAUUCUUUUUGAGAUAGGCAAGUUAUUUACAAAGCUUGUGACUGAUUUCUAUUUGAAUUUACCACGGAAAAUUUUAAAUUUUGAGGUACCAACUACAGAAGUUUUCUGGAAAUCAUAUGUCAUGGCACAAGAUUUAUCGUUAUUUGCUGGUAAAAUCUUUCCAGAGGAAUUUGAUGAAGCAAUUGUAACUUCCCAAAUUUUAGGAACGUCUCUUUUGAAAAAAUGGUUGAUUGAUGGUAUCGAACCUGGGCAUGAUACCUGCAAUAUUAUUAAAAAUGCUGAUUUGAGAAUGUAUGAUUUUUAUAAUGAUCAAAACAUUAUUGAAGCCAAGAAGUUGGCUCCAGUAAUUUCAGAUCUUCAAAAGCAUGUCAAAGAAUUACUUGAAAUGUGGCCUGAGCAUGCUAUUCUUCAACAAAUCGAUAAAAUAUGCAAUAGAAUUCAAGAAUUCACGUUAAACUCUCCUAUUGCAAAAUUUCUCACUGGCUUAGAAAUCUUAUUACAAAAAACAGAAGACUGGGAAGCUUAUGCUAAUCGGGAAGUAUCGAUAAAACUUCAUAGAGAAAAGAUUACUAAUCUUAUUGUGCAAUGGCGCCAAUUGGAACUAACUUGUUGGCCAAAUCUACUUACUGCUCAAGACAAAUAUCAUGAAAGAACUGCUUAUAAGUGGUGGUUUCAUCUCUACAAUUGCAUCGUUCAUCCUGUUGAUUCAUUGUGUAUCAAGGUUGCUACAAAAGAGAGGAUCGAUCAAAAUUUCAAGGAUCAUAUAUCGGAAAUAGUUCGAACACUUGAUCAGUUUUUACAAUCUUCAAAAAUAGGCGAUUUUAAGGCACGAUUGGAUUUGAUACAUGCUUUCUAUGUAUAUCUUUGCAUGAAAGAUUAUUAUCGCGUGAGAAAUGCUAGCGAUCAAUCUGCUUCACUUUACUCCAAAACUGCCGAUGCAUUAUUAAAUGUUUACAAGUAUUAUGGUCAAUUUUUGGAUCACAAUACUAACACCUUAAAAGAACUUCGUAAGCCUAUUGAAAAAGAAUUGAAACAAUUUGUGAAGAUUGCUAGCUGGAAAGAUGUUAAUAUUCAUGCACUGAAACAAAGUGCUCAAAAAACCCAUAGGCAAUUAAAUAAAUGUGUUCGAAAAUACAAAGAUAUCCUUAACAAACCGAUCAUGGAUGUAAUAACAGAUUAUCAGAUUAAUAUGACGACGACGAUUCAUCCCAGAGAAAAGGAUGUUAUUGAACAAGCUAUGACUCUUGAGAAUUGGAUUUCUAAUUGUGAACCGGUUGAACCAAUUGGAAGAAUUUUAGAAUUGCAAAAUUCGCUUAACAGACAAAAUUUUCCUGUUCCUGAACGUUUCUUAAAUAUUAGGAAUACUUUGAAGAAGCUUCGUUCGUAUUGCCAACAAGAUAUUUAUACUAAAAUAAAUUUAACUUACAACCGAGCUCUUGAUACUUUUACUACCGAAAUAAUUUUACGUAUUAAAAAGUUUCAAGAUGAGACGCCACAUUUAAUGAAUGAAGAAAAUAAGAACAUUAUAAAGAAUCAAAAGUUAAUUAAGAAAAAAACCAUGGUAGACCUUUUGAGAGAACUGAAGCGUCUUGGAUUAUGUUAUUUUCCUAAUAAGAAUAUAAUCGAACAACAGCAAAAUAUUGUUGGAUAUGUACUACAGCUUCGUAGAGUAGAAUUGCAGAAUUCUUUACCUAUGAUUAAUGAUUUUGAAAUUCUUAAAGUUCCAUCAUCUGUUAGAGAUGAUGUAAGAGAAUCCAUUUCUACCUGGAAGAAAGCUGAUGAAUAUUAUUAUAAGAUUAUUGCGAGAAUGAUUCAUCUUCGGAAUGUUGCAGCCAGUUAUUCAAAGGAUUUAACUUCACAGGAAGUUCAAAAAGGACUUGGCUUUUCUGAAGAUUUGUUGUAUCUUUUAAUUCAAGAACGCAAAAAUAUACAAGCUCUUGAUAAACAAUAUGUUAGACUUCUAGGAGUAUUGAUUCAAUUCUCAAGAAUUUACUCUUCACAUAAUGCUCAACAUUCCUAUUCAAAAGUAUGUGAAUAUUUAUCAUUUUGCUCAAUCGAUGAACGUACAGUAUGGAAUUUCAAAGAAAUUUUGGAUGACUUGAAUUCAUUAUUAUUUCAUUCAUGUGUAAUUUUUGAUAUACAAAAACAAAACGAACAGUCUAAUUACUUAAGUCAUUACGAAGAGAUCGGUACAAAACUACACGAUUGGCUUGAUAAAAUUUCUACAGUCCGUAAGGAUUUUGUUCAUUUGUUCGAUCGGGAAAUUUUGCUUCCAGAAUAUACAAUAGGGAAAAAAGCACUAAUCACAAAGGAUAUUAUAAACCUAGUUAAAGAUAAUAUUGUUUUGAUUGAUGGUCUUUAUCAGUUUGCCAGAGAUUAUUCUUCUCGAAUUAAAUGUUUCUCUCAUAUCUUGGCACCAAUUUGUGAUUAUAUAAAAAAUUGUAUUGGAAAUCUUUAUUUAACUGAAACGGUUCAUAAUGAAAUGAGCUUGAACAGUCAGACGACGACGGUUCUCGGAAAUAUUGCUAAAAAAGUCAAUGAUUUAAUAGAUGCAGUCCUUGUUGCUAUUCAGGAUUUACAAAAGUCAUCUGCCGAACCAACCAAAGACGAAGAUAUUGAUGAUGAUAUACCUGAUGGAUAUAUACGCCAAGAACACGAACACAUAUUAAACCUCGGAAAACAUUUACGUAUACCUUUGGUUCUUGAAAGAUUUAUCAUUCUCCAUGAACAACUAAUUAAUUUAACGGAUGACGAAAGGUUUAAUAAUUUGGAUUGCCAAAAUUUAAUUUCAAAUUUGUUACAAAGAAUAUUUCCAUUUAUUCAGCAAUACUAUUUAGUCGUUCAAUAUUAUUUGAAUAGCUUUAUCUAUCACCAUAAGUCAUUAUGCAAAUUAACCUACGUACUUUGCAAUUCGUUUACUACAGUUUUCAUGAAAGGUUAUUGUAUGCCACAAAUGGAAUCAGGUGAUGAUGAAAUAGGAGAUAUCGAAGAAAAUGCUCAAGGUACUGGUAUUGGAGAAGGUGAAGGUACUAAAGAUGUAAGUGAAGAGAUUGAAGAUGAAGAACAAGUAUUAGGCAAUCAAAAUGAAAUGAAAGACCAUGACUCAGCUAAUGAUCGGUUGAAAUUAAAGAAAGAUAAAGGAAUUGAAAUGGAAAAUGAUUUUGAAGGAACAAUGGAAGAUGUGGAAGAUGAUGAAAAUCAAGAUGAGUCAGAUGAUGAAACUUCGGAAAACAUAGAACAAGAAAUGGGUCAAUUUGAUGAUAAUGAUCCUGAUGCUGUAGAUGAAAAGAUGUGGGGGGAUGAUUCUGCAGAUGAUGUAGAAGAAAGUAGAAAAACAACUAAUACAAAACAAGAGUCUGGAGCUCAGGGUGAGACAGAUAUUGUUGCUAAGGAAGAUCAAGAGACUACUAUACAAGAUUCUCAAGAAAAAAACAUAGAAAAUGGGGAAAUGGAUGUAGAAGGUGAUAAUCAACGAGAUUCUAUGGAAACAGAAUAUCAAAGCGAUGAUGAUGAUAACAUAAACGAAGAAUAUGAUAAUUAUGAUAAAAGUGACCAUUUUAAUGUCGAUAUUCCUCAAGCUGAAACAUUAGAACUUCCUGAAGAUAUGAUGAUAGAUGACAUAGAAGGAAACACAAAUGAAGAAGAAAUAAAUAAUAAUGAUCUUCCCUCAAAUAUGGAUAUUGAUGAGUCAGAAGUGCAGGCAAAAGAUACCAUGGAUAAUACUCAAGAUGGUUUUAAUGAAGCAGCUUAUGAUGCAAUGGAAACAGAUGAAAUCGAUGAUGAUUCGAUUUCUAACGAAACAAAAGAUGGAAAUAAAAUGGGCGUUGAAAAGAUUGAAAAUAAUGAUGAGAUUUCUGACGAGAAUCAACAGGAAAGUUCUAAGGGUGAAGUACCAAAAGAACGACCUAAUCAUAAGGUUCAACUUUCUACUGAUGAUAAUCAAUUAGAAGAUAUGAAUAUUGAAAAUGAAGAUCAAAAAACUUCAUCUAAUCAAGAACAACCAAAUUCUGAUGCACCAGCAGAAAAUUUAUUUGGUGUUGAUGGAGAAUCAGGUAAAGCAAAUAUGGCAUCAUCUAAAUCAUCUGGAAAUGGAUCUGAACAAUCUUUGCAAGAAACUGAGAAUCAGGACUCUAAUAAUAAUUCACAACGAUAUAAGUCUAAAGGUGAAUCUAGCUCGAAUAAUACAGAUGAGUUAAAAAAAAGCGAAAAUACAAUUGAAAACCAGAGUAAAGAUCAAAGUAAAAAAGACGCCAAUCCACAUAGAAGUCUUGGUGAUGCUUUGAAGCAAUGGAAACGCCGUCUUGACAAUAUUGUUAAAGGAGGCGAAAACACAUCUGAACAAGAGAACAAUCUCGAACAGAAUCAAAUCGUAAAUGAAGAUCAAACGUUCGAAUUUCUUGAAAAUGAUGAUGAUUCUCAUGAUCUUCAAACGAUGGGAGCAGCAGCUGAGGAUCAGAUUGGAGCGAUUGAUAAUAAUGAACAGCACUACAAUUACGAAACAAAUUAUGCAGUUGAAGAAAAUGAAAUAGAUUAUGAUAAUUCUCAGAAAGAUGAAAUAACCGAUGCUCUUCCAACGAAUGAUUAUAAUCAUAAUAGUGAAAAUGAAAAAGGAGCAAUUCUUUCCCGGAAAAUUGUAAAACAGGAUGAUGAUCAACAAUUGUUUGAUGAAAAGUUUAAUCCUCAGAGUAUCUAUUCUUCUCACUUCACACACGAACCUUUAACUCGGGAAGAAAUUGAGAGUUUACGUCAAGAAUUAGAAAUCAAAUUAACAGAUUGGAGACAGUCUGGAAGAGAUAUUACUAAGGCUAGAGAAUUGUGGCAAAAGUAUGAAAACCUUACUUAUGAUCUAGCAAAUGGACUCUGUGAACAAUUAAGAUUAAUCCUUGAACCUACACUUGCUACAAAACUUAAAGGUGAUUAUCGAACUGGAAAACGACUUAAUAUGAAAAAGAUUAUACCUUAUAUUGCUAGUGAUUUUAAAAAGGACAAAAUUUGGCUUCGUCGUACUAAACCAAGUAAAAGGCAAUAUCAAGUCAUGAUCGCUGUUGAUGAUUCGAAAUCAAUGUGUGAAACUCAUUCGAUUCAGUUAGCUUAUGAAACUUUGGCACUUAUUUCGAAAGCACUUUCGCAGCUUGAAGUAGGAGAUCUUUCAAUUGUUAGUUUUGGUGAAAAAGUUCAAUUACUUCAUUCUUUUGAUCGCCCAUUUAGCAGUGAAGCAGGAGCUCAAGUACUACAACAAUUUACAUUUGAACAAAAUAAAACAUAUGUUCGAUCUCUCAUGGAAACUUCUAUCACACUUUUAGAGCAUGCAAAGAAUAAUGGUACAAAAAAUAAGGAAUUAUGGCAACUUCAGCUUAUAAUAUCAGAUGGUGUUUGCGAGGAUCAUGAAAGUCUUAAAGCUCUUGUCCGAAAAGCUGCUGAAGCACGAAUAAUGCUAGUGUUUAUUAUCGUUGAUAACAAGCCGGGAAAGGAUUCAAUCAUGUCAAUGAAUCAUGUAAAAUAUAAAUCUAUUAAUGGGCGCAUGACAAUACACAUGGAAAGAUAUUUGGAUACAUUUCCUUUCGAUUAUUAUGUAGUUUUAAGAGAUAUUAAUGCUUUGUCAGAAACUUUGGCUGAUGCGUUAAGACAAUAUUUUAGUAUUAUCAGUCAAAAUAGCGAAUAAAAAUUAUUUUGUUUUUUUCCGUAAUAAAUACUUUUUUUUUUUAUUUUUAUUUUUAUUU